AAAACGACUAAAAGAAGUCUAAAAAUUGUGAUAUUAUUGAUUAAAUAUUACAAAAAUUUAGCUAAGGUCCUUUUCAGAAGACUAGAAAUAUUUAUUUGGUGACUUGGCUAACCCUCAUACAAGUUACCAUGAACCACUCACAUAGACAAUUGCCACCAAUGGCUCCACAUAAGCGAAAAUUUAGAGAUGAGACAUUUGACUUUUUGAAGCCGUCAAAGACAAUAAAACCACCACCCUCUAAGCAAGCCAAGCCCAUGCCAAGACCGGCUCAUCGUCGAGCCAUGACUCUGAUUAACCCGUCGAUAGAAGCUAUCUCGCCACCGACUCAAUCUAACAUGCUUCUAGCCGAGUACUUGGCUCAUGAGUAUAUAACCAAAGGUACAUUGUUUGGCCGGUUAUAUGAUCCGGCUCAAAAGGCUCCACGAGCUAAUAAUUCGACGACUUUAGCUGAUUUUACGACAAUGAAGGAGCCGAGCCAUGGUUUUGUCAAUCCACAUAAAGAGACGGCUGAGAUAAAGCUAAAGACAUGGAAGAACAAGAACGGGAUUAGCCCACGACUAACUAGGAACCAAAAGUUCAUUGAAGUGUCUAAGUUGCUAGUAAACGGGGCCCAUAUACCGGGCAUUGUUAAUCCGUCACAACUCGAUCAUUUUUUGAAUCUCCAACAAGAGAAUAAAUGAAAAUUUGUAAGGGAUUUAGUUUUAG
Messenger RNA from Erigeron canadensis, 705 nucleotides. RefSeq lists its product as uncharacterized. Bases 129 to 680 code for a protein of 183 amino acids. The record is from RefSeq and is a predicted model, not a curated record. Lineage: Eukaryota; Viridiplantae; Streptophyta; Magnoliopsida; Asterales; Asteraceae. The transcript has a single exon.